AUGUCGGAGAAGACCUUCGAUGACGUCGAUUUCGAUCUUUUCAAGUUCCUUAGCAAGCAUUGUCUGCCUCGCGCUCCUUCCGACUUGGAUAUUCCCGAGUGGGCAGCGACCCGUGAUUUCUUGAUGUCACCAUCACCAAGUUUCGACUUAUCCAAGUUUGGAUCCUUUGUAUCACCUGCCGACAUGUUGUCCGACAGUGAUAUCUCGGCCCACUCCUUCAAUCCCUCGUUUCCCAAUGGCAUUCGACCAUAUCCCAUGGAUUUCCUCAACACGGCCGGUGUUCAAGAAAACUGGAACUCAGUUCCAGUUUCACCCGAGGUUCCAAUCACGGUCAUGUCUAGUCCACUUAUUCCUUCAGACGACGCUUCCAUGGAUGGCUCUAGCUCGGCCUCAGAGUGGGAGCUUCCUCGUCGUCUCCGUGAGGGUCUAGUCGAAACUCCUCACUCGCCCAAACUCAUGUGCUCUUCCGCACAUGUGUCUUCUCAGGUGCAUAUACUCAGGUUGACCUCUAACACGACACUGGUGAAACAGCUCUUUGGCGACAACAUGUGUACCAACUGCCGUGAGUCUCCUGCAAAGCUGAACUGCGUCCAGGAGCCUGUAUCCGAGCGUCGCUGUGAGAAACAGCCAGUCGAGGUCCUUUCUUCCGAGUCUACUCCUAAGCCUGCCGAGGCCGACUCUUUUCGCCAUGCUCACACGCUCCAACCAUCGGAAGGUACCAUUGCGGGUACUCGUGUUGCUCUCGCUGAGCUGAUGGGUGAUAUGGAGGUGAUCCAGCAUGUCACACGUGCCCUCAAUCCACGAUGCACGGGUGGACCAAGAGUGCUGUGCCGAAGCUAG
Molecule: messenger RNA, 840 nt
Organism: Trichosporon asahii var. asahii CBS 2479
Lineage: Eukaryota; Fungi; Basidiomycota; Tremellomycetes; Trichosporonales; Trichosporonaceae
Exons: 3
Coding region: 1-840 (279 amino acids)
Source: RefSeq, a predicted model, not a curated record